UGUGGCAGGGCAGAUAUUCCAUCAGAGCUCCAACAUGCCCUCAGAGUCUGGAAAGAGAUUCAAACCCAGCAAGUAUGUACCGGUCUCAGCAGCUGCCAUCUUCCUAGUGGGAGCUACAACACUCUUCUUUGCCUUCACGUGUCCAGGACUAAGCCUGUAUGUGUCACCUGCAGUGCCCAUCUACAAUGCGGUUAUGUUUCUCUUUGUGCUGGCCAACUUCAGCAUGGUCACCUUCAUUUUUCCUCGAGCUGAGGAGGAUGAAGACAAAGAAGAUGAUUUCCGAGCUCCUCUUUACAAAACAGUAGAGAUCAAAGGCAUUCAGGUGCGCAUGAAAUGGUGUGCCACCUGCCGUUUCUAUAGGCCUCCCAGAUGUUCCCAUUGCAGUGUCUGUGACAACUGUGUGGAGGAAUUUGAUCAUCACUGCCCCUGGGUGAACAACUGUAUUGGUCACCGGGAUCGUUAUUUCUUCCUAUUCCUCCUUUCCCUGACAGCCCAUAUCAUGGGUGUGUUUGGCUUUGGCCUCCUCUAUGUCCUCUACCCCAUUGAGGAACUCUCAGGGGUCUGCACAGCUGUCACAAUGGCAGUGAUGUGUGUGGCUGGCUUAUUCUUUAUCCCUGUAGCUGGCCUCACAGGAUUUCAUGUGGUGCUGGUGGCUAGGGGACGCACAACCAAUGAACAGGUUACGGGUAAAUUCCUAGGAGGUGUAAACCCCUUCACCAAUGGCUGCUGUAACAACGUCAGCCGUGUCCUUUGCAGUUUUCCAGCACCCAGGUAUUUGGGGAGACCAAAGAAAGAGAAGACAAUUGUAAUCAGACCUCCUUUCCUUCGACCAGAAGUGUCAGAAGGGCAGAUAACUGUGAAGAUCAUGGAUAAUGGCAUCCAGGGAAAACUGAGGAGAACUAAGUCUAAAGGAAGCCUAGAGAUAACAGAGAGCCAGUCUGCAGAUGCAGAACCUCCGCCUCCUCCUAAGCCAGACCUGAGCCGUUACACCGGGCUGCGAACACACCUAAGCCUGGCUACUAAUGAGGAUAGUAGCCUUUUGGGGAAGGACAGCCCCCCGACACCGACCAUGUACAAGUAUCGGCCAGGUUACAGUAGCAGCAGCACAUCAGCCGCCAUGCCUCAUUCUUCAUGCGCUAAGUUGAGUCGUGGGGACAGCUUGAAGGAGCCAACCUCAAUUGCAGAAAGCUGCCGCCAUCCCAGCUACCGCUCAGAGCCAAGCUUGGAGCCAGAGAGCUUCCGAUCUCUCACCUUUGGCAAAAGUUUUCUUUUUGAUCCACUAUCCAGUGGCUCACGCUCUUCCAGUCUCAAGUCAGCCCAGGGCACAGGCUUGGAGCUGGGCCAGUUUCAGUCUAUUCGUUCAGAGGGCACCACUUCCACCUCCUAUAAGAGCCUGGCCAAUCAGACACGCAAUGGAAGCCUGUCAUAUGACAGUCUACUUACUACUUCAGACAGCCCUGAUUUCGAGUCAGUGCAGGCAGGGCCUGAGCCAGAUCCACCUUUAGGAUAUACUUCUCCCUUCCUCUCAGCCCGGCUGGCCCAGCAACCAGAAGCUGAGCGGCACCCACGUUUGGUGCCAACCGGUCCAACACACCGGGAGCUCUCACCAGUCCGUUACAACAAUCUGUCACGCCAUAUUGUGGCCUCCCUUCAGGAACGAUUGAAGCUGCUACGACAGUCACCCCCACUUGCGGGCCAUGAGGAAGAACCAGGCUUGGGGGACUCGGGCAUUCAGUCAACUCCAGGCUCAGGCCAUGCCCCUCAUACUAGUUCCUCCGCAGAUGAUUCGAAGAGAUCGCCCUUGGGCAAGACUCCACUGGGACGCCCAGCUGUUGUUCCCCGUUUUGGCAAACCAGAUGGGCUAAGGGGCCGGGGACUAGGGUCACCGGAACCAGGCCCAACUGCCCCAUAUCUGAGCCAAUCAAUGUCUUACAGCAACCAAAAAGCCCCACCUGGUGUCUCUGAGAGAGAGGAAGUUGCAUUGCAGCCAUUAUUGACACCCAAAGAUGAAAUACAGCUCAAGACCACCUACAGCAAAUCCAUCGGGCAGCCCAAAAUAGGCUCAGCCUCCGCUGGCCAGCCACCACGUAGUAGUCCCACAAGGGGAGGAGUCAAGAAGGUGUCAGGGGUGGGUGGUACCACUUAUGAGAUUUCCAUGUGAGCCUUCAAUGUCUUUCCUCCCCCAUGCCUCUGCACCUACACCAAAGGGCCCCAGAUGGCCACCUUCCUUCCCUCAAGGGGCUGCCCUACCAUGCAUGGACAUUUUCUAAACCACUGAUUCCAAGAGAAUGAGGAGUGUUUUAUAAAAUGCCACAGGGCUGGGGAGUUGGAGAAUUGGGGCCCUGAGACUGGGGUAGCAACCCCCUUUGACCUUUUAAGACCUUCCCUGAAUCCCUGGACCAGACUCAGCGGACACUUGUGCAAUUGCUCGCCCUGGAGGGAACCAGAUCAUUU
Jaculus jaculus (lesser Egyptian jerboa) is the source of this 2454-nucleotide messenger RNA. RefSeq names its product palmitoyltransferase ZDHHC5-like. Gene Ontology annotation, biological process: protein palmitoylation. Lineage: Eukaryota; Metazoa; Chordata; Mammalia; Rodentia; Dipodidae. The record is from RefSeq and is a predicted model, not a curated record. Gene Ontology annotation, molecular function: palmitoyltransferase activity.